AUUCCAAAAAUGCAGAAUUUCAAAGAAAAAGAUUGCGAAUAGUAAUAAAUACUUUAUGUUCUUUUGCUUUAGGCACUAUAUACUUUUCUAAAGUGUUGGACGAUUCUCGACUGUACCAUCUUCAAACCGUAAAACUGGAAUCGGUAAUGACAACGACAUCUUGGACGAAAUAUGACAUAUACCUGAAUCAGUUCGAAUUCAAAGUCAAGAAAAAUAAUAUUACAGUUCUGACACACAAGAGUCAGAAGCCUCUGAUAAUGUACUGGUUCUCCAUAGCCGCUCAGAAAGGCUGGGUUAUCUGGAGUGCCAACUGCGAACCCUUGGACUUGGAUGGUCCUCCAAGAGAUGGUGGUUGGUCUGCUUGGUCGCCGUGGACGUGUACAGUGUCGUGUGGAGGGGGAGAGGGUUAUCGAACAAGAACUUGUUCCAAUCCUCGUCCUAAUAUAUUCGGGAAGCUAUGUCAAGGUUCUCCCACUACAAGUGGCAAGUGCAAUGAUUUUCCUUGCGGUGAUGUCAGUCCUGAAACAUUGGAGAAGAUCCGAGGAUAUUUACAAAAAGAGAAUUUCGGCUAUGUAAUCGAAGAAGGUUCUAGUCAAGUUUUGCAAAACAAUCAGGAGUUGCUGAAAAUUAUUGGUAAGGAAUCCCCUAAAGCUUACUAUGAAUGGACCUUGAAUGGACUUUUCAUUAAGGCGGAACAGGAUCGUGUGAUAUUUGAAAACCAAAACAUCAAAAUAAAAAACGUCAAAUUCCUUGAUGCCGGUUUGUAUGUGUGCAUGUUAUUCAGAAUAAACAAGAAAAGAGUAGUACUGCGAGUGAUAUCUCUAGCAGUGAAGUCACAAAAGUACAACAUUGAAACCAGGGCUACCCAUUCUUUGACUCUCUCGUGUAAUUCUGUAAUUUUGGGGUACAUUUACUCUGAUUUGAGCAUGAAAUUGUAUUUGAACGACAACGUUUACAUGGACCAUGGUACCACUACUCUAGCUGCAGUAAAUACUCACUUCUUUGAUUCUUUAAACAUGUCUCAUUCUGGGAAUUGGAAGUGUGUUGUUGAACAGAAGGAUUUGAAGCUUUCAUGGAUUACUAAUUAUGUUAGAGUUAACGUGAGGAAAGCUCCGAAUCUUUUCACGAACUUGAUGGAAGAUAAACUCACCGCUCCCUUGUUUAGUUGGAUGAAAACUGACAGGAACGUUCUUAUUGGAAUCAUUGCGAUUAUUGUUGUAGUUGUUUUACUUGUUGUGCUUUUUCUUGUAAUUUACUUCAAAUUUUGUACCCUUAGAAAUUCGAGAUAUGAAAGAAAUAGGAGGAAAUAAUUUUUGUUGUUGAACUAUAGGCAUUGUUAUUCAGAUAUAGUUUUAUAUUCAUGGUUAUUUAUCAUUCAACUUAAAACAUUUUAAUUUUGAUUUCUUAUUCUCUUAAUGUUGAAAGUUAUGCAUUGUAGAAAUUAGAUUCAUUUUCAUUUCCUACAACAAUCUUGUAGUUUGUAUCCAAAGGGAUUGAUAGACUUGUUAGGGAAGUGCAUAAUUACUGUUUAUAUUUUUUAUGAAAAUAUAUAGUGAAAACAACACUUGAUAAUUAUUUGUGCAAUAAGACCUAUUUCUUUGAUUCACCACAUAAAGAAAUGUUGAAAUUUCUUUAAUAAUCUGAAUUGACUUCUAAUGUUGGAUGUAAUUCAAAAAAGAUGUUCAAAACAAGCAAUUGUCUUAAGAUAGAGAUGAGCGUUGAUUUUGAAGCAUUCAAUUCUUCUGCAAUCUCAGUAGAGUAAAAUAUAUAAAGCUUGCUCAGGAGUAGACAUUCACCAAGGUUUUAAUAGAAUAAAUUAAAUGAAUGUUUUUUCCAUUGUUAGUAGGAACAGUGGCUAGUAUACUCCCAGAGUAUGUAGCGGUCUCAGAUCUACUGAAUUUAUGGGCGAACCCUUCACGUGGUGAAUCAAAGAAAUGUAUUUUAAUUAAAUCAAAGUCAUGUUGAUUUGU
Leptinotarsa decemlineata (Colorado potato beetle) is the source of this 1970-nucleotide messenger RNA. RefSeq names its product tyrosine-protein kinase hopscotch (gene hop). Lineage: Eukaryota; Metazoa; Arthropoda; Insecta; Coleoptera; Chrysomelidae. Gene Ontology annotation, biological process: intracellular signal transduction; cytokine-mediated signaling pathway; cell surface receptor signaling pathway via JAK-STAT. The record is from RefSeq and is a predicted model, not a curated record. Gene Ontology annotation, molecular function: cytokine receptor binding; non-membrane spanning protein tyrosine kinase activity; ATP binding. Gene Ontology annotation, cellular component: cytoskeleton; cytosol; membrane.